This is a messenger RNA of Pichia kudriavzevii, 1533 nucleotides long. RefSeq lists its product as uncharacterized. NCBI's taxonomy places the organism in Eukaryota, Fungi, Ascomycota, Pichiomycetes, Pichiales, Pichiaceae. The coding region runs from base 1 to 1533 and encodes 510 amino acids. Gene Ontology annotation, biological process: meiotic recombination checkpoint signaling; protein phosphorylation. The transcript has a single exon. Gene Ontology annotation, cellular component: nucleus; cytoplasm. The record is from RefSeq and is a predicted model, not a curated record. Gene Ontology annotation, molecular function: ATP binding; protein binding; protein serine/threonine kinase activity.
AUGAAAAAUACCCAAAGUAGAUUGGCGGCUCAUCAUUUCUCAAAUUCCAAUUUAUCUUGGACAAGCUUCACGUUAGAAGAACACUACCAACUACAUGAGAUGCUCAUCUUUUUGACCACUUUGAUUGAUUCUUUUCUUCUUUUUCGCCCUUCUUUUUCAGAAAGAGAAGGUCUAUAUCUACGAAAGAUGAGUAUUCCUGCUGGAUGGUUAUUUGACAACAAAGUUCGUAUACCGCUGUAUAAAAAUCGUGUUAUUGCACUAGGCCGAUUACCGUUGGAACAAAAUAACAGGAGAAUUGAACGUAUUCAAAUCAACAAUUCCCGUGUGUCUGCUACGCAUUGUUAUAUUUGGCAUAUUCAAUUUGAUUCAAACACAAACAGUAUUUGUUAUAUAAAAGAUGUUUCUAGAAACGGUACAUUGAUAGGCGGCAAAAAAAUGGGCAAAGGUAAUUUUUCAAUUCUAAGAAAUAAUGAUGUUAUCAGUUUAUGUGGUGGAGUACAUUUCCAGUACUUGGCCAAUACUGAAGCACAAGUUGUUGAAGUUGGAAAGCCAAGUAGUAUCAAGGAUUGGGUUAUAUUGUCUGAUAUCAUUGGAGUUGGGACUUUUGGUAAAGUUCAGAUAUCAUUUCAUAGAAAAGAUAUCGCAAAGAAAUUUUACGCUGUUAAAACGGUACAGUAUCGUAAGGAUGAUCGCAAAACUAGAGUGGAGCAUUACAUACUCAGUACAGUCAACCAUAUCAAUAUUAUCAAAAUUGAGGAAAGUAUCAUCGAUUUCAAGAAUGGGGUUCUGAAGAUGUUUCAAAAACUAGCUAUUGGCGGAGAUUUGUUCUCCUAUCUAUCACAGGAUGGUGAUGUCUUGCAGGGAUUGAAUGAAAGUGAGGCAGUAUUUGCAUUAUACCAAGUCUGCAGCGGGCUUUAUUAUUUGCAUUCUAAAGGCAUUGUGCAUCGUGACCUAAAGCUUGACAAUAUAUUGAUCAUGGGAGCACCUCUAGUGUAUCCACACUUAGCUAUUGCCGAUUUUGGAAUUGCCAAGGAAAUCCCCGUUGUGGCAACCCCCACUAACAAGGGAAGGUUCUACAUGAAAACUAUGGUUGGUACUGCAGAAUAUGCAGCUCCGGAAAUUGACCUAGGUGCAAAUAUAGUUAGAAAAAAGAAAAUGGGAAACAGAAAACCUAAAUUUAUUGAUGAUUUCUUCUUUGAAAAUUCAGGGGGUAAUAAAAGCGCCUAUUAUACUGAGAAGGUGGAUAGUUGGUCACUUGGGGUUGUGGGACACAUCCUCUUUAGUGGAGUAUCACCCUUUUACAGCACCACUGUUGAAGAGAUCAUCAACAAGUCUAAACUAGGUAAGAUUGAUCUUGGCACUUCGAAAUGGAAGGAUGUGUCACCAAUUUCAAAAAUCUUCAUUCAAUCCUGUCUACAGGUUGACUCUUCCCGCCGAAGUAGCAUUAGUGAGUGUCUGAACAAUGCCAUAUUUACAAGUGGUGGACGUAAGGAGUUGAUGCAACGUUUACUUAGAGAAGCUAUACAUCGGUAA